GGCUCCCGGUCCCGGACGUCUCGCCGGUGGCUGGUGAGAUACGGUUGUGUUCCUCAGGUGCUGACGGGCCGCGGCGGCGGACCCGGGGCUCUGGCGGCAUCACGGAGGCGCAGGCUGUGUCCGAGGGUUCGGGGCCGGGCGCCGCCGGUCCCGGGACGGCCCCUCCGGUGACGGUACUAGUGAUGCGGCAGGACGAGGCCGCGGCGGAUGGCGCGCUAAGGCCGGGCCCGGCGGGGAGCGAGGCGGCGGCGGAUGCCGAGGACGAGGCGGGGGACGACGACGCCGACCUGCUGGACACUUCGGACCCUGCGGGCGGCGGCGAGAGUGCGGCCAGCCCCGAGGAGCUGGAGGACGAGGGUGCCGAGGGCGGCGGCGGGGCGCGCAGGCGGGGCGCCAAGACCUGCACCUACGAGGGCUGCCGCGAGACCACCAGCCAGGUAGCCAAGCAGCGCAAGCCUUGGAUGUGCAAGAAGCACCGCAACAAGAUGUACAAGGACAAGUACAAGAAGAAGAAGAGCGAUCAGGCCCAGGGCUCCGGCGGCGCCUCGGCGGCCAGCGCAGGCAAUGUCAAGCUGGAGGUAUGCGCCUCGGGUCCCGGGCCAGGGCAGGAAAGUGCAGACAACAUACUCUCCAUUGUCAAGCAAAGAACAGGAUCUUUCGGGGAUCGCCCUGCAAGGCCUACUCUGUUAGAACAAGUGUUAAAUCAGAAAAGACUGUCAUUACUAAGAAGUCCAGAAGUUGUCCAGUUUUUACAGAAACAGCAGCAGCUAUUAAAUCAACAAGUUUUGGAGCAAAGACAGCAGCAGUUUCCAGGAGCACCAGUGUGAGUGAACUCUGUGAUUUCUCUUACUAUAAUGGAUGAAUGGACUCUUAUACUAAAGGUGAUAUCCUGAUAGUCAGGCAUGGGUGGUGCACGCCUGGAAUCCCUGUACUUGGGAGACUGAGCCAAGAGGAUCCCAAGUUUGAGCCAGCCUGGGCUACAUAGCAAGCUUCUUUCUCAAAAAGAAAAAAAAAAAAGAGGUAGAGAGAGGCUGUUAGCAAAAAUAUUUUUCUGUAAAUGUGCGUGUGCAUUUGGGGAUAGAUAAGUAUUGCACUUUUGCAUCUAAUCCUUCCAGAUCGCUAUGAGUUUGAAAAAAAUCACCUUUACAGUUUUUAAUGUUUUUCUUCAGUUGUGCGUACUGGAGCUAAUGAGGCAGUUACUUUCUGUGGAAGUUAUAGUUCAGAGUAAUAUCAAUUCAUCCGGUACCAUGAUUCUCUCCAGAGGCAUGGAACGGAGUGUUUUGGGUUGUCGUAGAGACAUUAAACAUAGCUAGGCUGGGGUGAGGGGCCAGGAAUAC
Arvicola amphibius (Eurasian water vole) is the source of this 1337-nucleotide messenger RNA. RefSeq names its product regulatory factor X associated protein (gene Rfxap). The coding region runs from base 183 to 827 and encodes 214 amino acids. The record is from RefSeq and is a predicted model, not a curated record. The transcript is spliced from 3 exons. Gene Ontology annotation, biological process: regulation of transcription by RNA polymerase II. Lineage: Eukaryota; Metazoa; Chordata; Mammalia; Rodentia; Cricetidae. Gene Ontology annotation, cellular component: nucleus.